AUGAUGAAGAAGGAUAAAAACAGAAGAGUCGUUUUCUCGUCAGAUUUCCACGGAAACUUAAAUAUGCUCGAGACGUUUCUUUCCUACUCUGUGAACGACCUGGACGGCGAUUAUAUCAUUUUAGGAGGCGAUAUAGGUCCUCGAGGCGAAAGUGCAGGAGACAAAGAGACGGUAGAAUAUCAUCACGGAGAGAUGAUGAAGCAAAAGAGAUGGUUUCAAGAACAGUUUUGCGAGUUGGUUGAGAAAUAUUUUCCUCAUCGAGGGGAGGAGGAGAAGCAAAAGAGGAAGAGAAAAUUGUUCAUUGUUCUCGGUAACAGCGAUUGGCAAGUAAACGAAGCCGUUCUGAAACAAAAGUUUUCUUUUCCGUUAGAAAACGAUUCGGUAAAAGUGUGUUCUGGAUUGGGCGACGUGUUCGUGGAAGACGAGUGCGUGGAGUUCGUGUUCACCGCUCUCGUCGUCGCCUCGAAUCACCGAAAAAAGGAUUGGGAGAGAAAAGAUGUAGACGCAGAAAACGUUCCCGAGAAGAAUCAAAGAGCCGGGUUUAUAUCACGAUAUAACGAAGAACGAGAAGAAUACGAAGUGGAGAAAUAUGCGGGGGUGAACGAUGCGUGUACGAGACCGACGAUUGCAAAAACAUUAGCGGCUUUGCAACCAAAAAUGGCUCCGUUAGAAAAUUCUUCUUGUUUGACGAAAGUGUGGGUCAAUCACGGUCCUCCGUUUGAUACAAUUGGUGAUUUAACUCACAGAAACGAGAGAGUUGGUUCAAAAGCAUUGAGAAAUUUCAUAGCAGAGAGAAUGCCCGAUAUUACUUUACACGGGCACAUCCACGAAUCCGUUAAGGAGCACGGCAACGAAGCGUUCACUUCGAGGAUAAAAAAUACACUCGUCGCUUCCUCGGGAAACGAUUUCAUGAGCGACGUUUGUCACGGCAUCUUCUUUGAAACGAACGAUAUCGCAGGAACCGUCUCACGAUUCGAAGUUAAAGUCAAAGAGAGUAAUAGUACCUACUAG
This is a messenger RNA of Bathycoccus prasinos, 1011 nucleotides long. RefSeq lists its product with no specific name. Lineage: Eukaryota; Viridiplantae; Chlorophyta; Mamiellophyceae; Mamiellales; Bathycoccaceae. The transcript has a single exon. The coding region runs from base 1 to 1011 and encodes 336 amino acids. Gene Ontology annotation, molecular function: hydrolase activity. The record is from RefSeq and is a predicted model, not a curated record.